GCUUUCUUCUGGUCAUUUUCAUGACACAGCAGUCUCUCUAUUACGUAAACCCAAUCUUCCCCGCCUCGCUUAGUCUUGCGGGGAAGUUCGUCUGUCUUCAUGACUCCAUGCGGAUUCGCGUUCUAGAUGCAACCUCAACUCACUUGGCGCGGCUCUCACUGCGAAACCGGCUUAUCCCACCAGGUCUAAGAUGGUCAAAUUCUCCAGACGGAAAGGACCAUUUACUGUAGCCGUGCUAGCCUAGCAAUGCGGCCCACCAGGUACUCAACUUCACGACAAAAAGCGUGCCAGCCUUGCGCUGCCGCCAAAGCCAAAUGCGACCGGAAAGCUGUGGCAUGUUCCCGGUGCCACCAGCGGGGCCUCCCAUGUCUCUAUCCACAGGCUCGGACGAUCCCUUCAUCCGCGCCGGGUGCUGCCGGUCUUCGUACAGUGGCCGAAGCCGAGGUCGAUACGAACCGCGCAGCAAUUACGAUAUCCGCAGCUGUGGAAACGAUCGCGGUGUUCUCGCCGUUUCGAACGGUUGCGCCAGACAAAAGAAGCGCUUUAUCUUGUGCGGGCGAUCUGUCGGCUACAGAAACUGCUCAAUCAGAGGAGGAGGCUCUGGGGCCUGAUCUGCUCGACUUCUCGGACAUGAAUAUCGUCUGCACCAUCAAUGCUGAUGACAUUGCCAAUCGAUGGCUGAAUAACUUUGUCCCAAUGCCGGAGCAACAGGCAAAGAACUACACGCCAAGGAUAUCAGCUUUCAUUCAGAGGAUUCUAGAAUCCUACGCAGAAUCUUCCGUCCGUGGCCGCAAUGUCCCCCCUUUUGUGCAUUGGUCCCAGGUAACUCUGCCAUCAAGCCACCCAUUAUCAACUUGCUUUUCCGUCAUUCGAAGAUGCAACAAGGAUGAUAUGGUAGAAGCUGAGGUAGUAGCCAAUGAACUCAAGUUAGAGAUGGCAAGGCUUUUUCAGCAACACGCAACAUACAAUGACAUGACUCUCCUUGCAGCAUUUCAAGCAUAUCUCAUUUACGCCAUGGUCAUCUUUUUUAAAUUUGGGAGAGCUUACUACCCGUUCUUACGCGAGGCCAUGAUGAACACCCAGGAACUCGCGUGUGCGACGGCGAGGAAGGGACUCACGUGUGUUUCCGAAGAAGAUGAAACGCGUCCCAGGUGGGAAUGCUGGAUUGCGGCUGAGGCCAAGAGGAGAACGCUGUUCACGAUGUGCCUUUUCGAUAGCGCUCUAUUAACACAUGACGGCCUCCCAACCCACCUUGCCACCGAGCUACGCGGUCUAUCAGCGCCAGCAUCCAAAGCCUUGUGGGAGGCUCGAACGCGGCAUGAUUGGAUGGAUGGAUAUGACUUCCAGCAGGCUGAACGGCCAGAGAGUUGGCUGACCAUUGACGAAUUAUGGCCUAUGCCUGGAGAUUUCAGCGAGGAUGAAAUCACUCAUAGGCGUAUGAGAGUCAAUGCAUGGCUGGAGGACCUAGACGAGUUUGGUGUAAUGAUAUAUGCUGUGACCAGCGGUACACACGGUACCUGAUUCUGACCAAAGGCGUUUGCUAUUCACAUCGAGGCCAGGUGUCCAAAAUACGUAUGAUAAUCUCUCCGGACCGGUCUUCUGGAUGUAACUCCCGCAAGUAUGGGGUUAGCAUAAUUGACCCCUCAGACUAUCGUAAUUGUCUCUUCCUCGACAUGUGCGAACCAGUUUCGGAACGGAUAUUCUUCUGUGCGACAGAAGCCAAUACGGCGGAACUCUUGCUGCUGG
Colletotrichum godetiae is the source of this 1746-nucleotide messenger RNA. RefSeq lists its product as uncharacterized. The coding region runs from base 247 to 1521 and encodes 424 amino acids. The transcript is spliced from 2 exons. NCBI's taxonomy places the organism in Eukaryota, Fungi, Ascomycota, Sordariomycetes, Glomerellales, Glomerellaceae. Gene Ontology annotation, molecular function: DNA-binding transcription factor activity, RNA polymerase II-specific; zinc ion binding. Gene Ontology annotation, biological process: regulation of DNA-templated transcription. The record is from RefSeq and is a predicted model, not a curated record.